Molecule: messenger RNA, 1180 nt
Organism: Effrenium voratum
Lineage: Eukaryota; Dinophyceae; Suessiales; Symbiodiniaceae
Source: the annotation of a GenBank genome assembly
AGUCGCGUUCCCAGCGGGGCGUGAGAGGACUUGCGCACUGAUUUCUUUGCUUCCGAUGAGCCAUGAGAGUCCCAGCGCCGACCAAGUGGAGUACUGCUACGUGACAAAGGAGAUCGGCGUGCCCGUGUGCGUCCUCACGGAGAAGGAUUGCGACACGCGAUGGCAGGGAUUCCCUCAGUGGUUGCCCUUCAAUGGCCGGCGGAUUGAAUUCCAGGUGCCGCAGAUCUCGACGGAUGCUGGAAGUAACAUUAUGCUGCAGGUUCCCGUGCCAGACGGCAAGUUGGAAGUCCCUCUCCCAGAGCGGUGCGCCGAGGGUGAUACCCUUUGCUUGUUCCAGCGGACGGAUGACAGCUGGAAGAUCGUCCGCAGACGGGACGAGUUCUCCUUUGUAGUGCCGGACUGCUCGCCGGGGGAUUCUUUGACCUUGACGCUGGCUGAGCAGGUGAGCCUGUCCUUCGCGGUGCCUGAGGGCGUGUCGGAGCAUGACGUGGUUACACUGAGGCGGCAGCCAGACGGCGAAUGGGCCUUUGACCGCUGUGCUGCGCUGCCUUUAUUUACCCCCACGCCGUUUCAGCCUGAAUGGACCACGGCCCAAUACCAACACAUUCUGGAUGCUUUGAAAGACAAGGGCUAUAUCGACCGUCUCCCGCGCAACCUCAAUGUGAGCGUCCCAUUCUGCGGACACUUUCACGAGUAUGUUGCUCUGGGCAACUUCCUGUCGGAGAACUUCCCUAGCGACGUGUCGGUUUUCGGCAUGGAGCUGUACGACGACUAUUUGGUGGACUGGGCCAAGGCCCAGCGGUGGCUGAAGAAGGUGCGAGGCAUCCGCUGCUGCAUCGAGGCAGGGGACCUGGCACAGGACCCGCUGCCAUCUGCGGAUCUGGCCAUCGGCAUCCACCCGGAGGUCACAAAGGGCGGGCCUUGGUUCAGGAUCAUCGGGUCCUUGCUGCGGUGCUGCAAGCUUUGCGUGUUUGCGACCUUCUACAAAGAAGAAAAGGAGACGCUGGUCAACAUGAUCAACAUGUACCAGGCCAACGGAUCAGUGGAAGUCUUUGAGAACCCCUUCUAUGAAACACGGGAGCUCCCCUCUCAUCCCGCGAUGCGGUUUGUGGUGGUGGUGGAGCAGCCAGCCGGGGGAAAAGAGCUUCUUCGUUCUUUUUUCUCCUUCUGUUCAGCAUAG